Molecule: messenger RNA, 849 nt
Organism: Hyaloperonospora brassicae
Lineage: Eukaryota; Oomycota; Peronosporomycetes; Peronosporales; Peronosporaceae
Source: the annotation of a GenBank genome assembly
AUGCAGCUCGUGAAGCAAGUCAAGUCGUUUGGAGGAGUGGUCAAGCGGUACGCGCACGAGAGCAGCAGUACGAAAUGCACCAUGCACUUUAGCAUCUUCCUGCCACCUGCUGCGAGCGACAGUCACAAAGUGCCGGUGCUCUUUUACCUGGCGGGGCUCACGUGCGACGACGAGCUGUUGUUUGUCAAGGCACCUGAAGCCCAGAAGGCAGCUGCGAGUCGCGGCAUUGCGAUCGUGACCGUGGACACGAGUCCACGCAAUGUGAACGUCCCGGGGGAGCAAGACCAUUGGGACUUUGGCACGGGCGCGGGCUUUUACGUCGAUGCGACCGAGCCAGCGUGGGAAGAGCACUACCGCAUGUACUCGUACGUGAGCAAAGAACUACCGGCGCUCGUCACUGCGAGUUUUCCUGUGCUGGAAGACAAGCACUCGAUCAUGGGACACUCCAUGGGUGGCCACGGUGCCCUCGUGCUCGGCAUUCGCAAUCCCGACCAGUACAAGUCGAUCUCGGCAUUUGCCCCGAUUUCGCACCCGAGUCAGUGUCCAUGGGGGAUCAAGGCGUUCACGGGCUACUUGGGCGUUGACCAGGAAACGUGGAAGACAUACGAUGCCACACAGCUCAUUCUGAAGCAGGGGCCCAUUGCCCAGCCCAUUCUCAUUGACCAGGGACGGGAGGACAACUUUCUGCAAGAUCGGCAGCUACUGCCUGAGGCUUUUGAGGCGGCGUGCAAUUUGGUGGACCAGAAGGUGACGCUUCGCAUGCAGGACGGAUACGACCACAGCUACUACUUCAUCGCUUCGUUCGUGGAAGACCACGUCAACUAUCACGCGGACGCUUUGCUUCAGUAA